CACAGGGAGAUCCGAUCUAACACACAAACCCGUACCAACCAUCCUCUGGCCUUGACCUCCACCCUUCCAGCCCCACCCCUCUAGAGCCUCCCGCAGGCCCCGCCCCGCCGCUCUAGCCGGAGCUCCUCUCGUUGGUGGAGGUGAGUCCAGGGACCUCAGAGCUCCGAAGAGUUUGGGGGCUUGAAUCUAGUCUCACGUCUACUCAAAGGUCUCUGGAGCUUGAGAUUCCUGAAGAGCGGCACUAAGGACUCCAAAAUCGCCGGCCUCUGGGCUUUCUUCUCUCCAGAUUCGAAGAUCCCUUCCCUGCCUCCCCAGACUCACUAGACUGUUGAAGGUGCCAUGGUCUCCAAACCCAGGAGCGAAUGGAGUACCCUCCUGUCCCACCUGGUGCUGGCAGCCGUGUCUCUGCAUGCGGCGGUGAGCUCGGUACAGUCCAGCCGAGGAGCUGCUGCGGGCUUCCUGCUCCAGACCUUUGCAGCCAUCGCUAUGUUGGCCCCGGGGCUGAACACACACGAAGACUGUCUCGCUGGAGCUUGGGUUGCCACGGUCAUCGGUCUGCCUCUUCUGGCCUUCGACUUUCACUGGUGUACUAACGGUCACUUGAUGUGCGCUGGCUGUUUUAUCCACCUACUAGCAGAUGCCCGGCUGAAGGAGGAGCAGGCCACAUGUCCCAACUGUCGUUGUGAGAUCAGUAAGAGCCUCUGCUGCCGGAACCUGGCUGUGGAGAAAGCUGUGAGCGAGCUGCCUUCAGAGUGUGGCUUCUGUCUACGCCAGUUCCCUCGCUCCCUCCUAGAGAGGCACCAGAAAGAGGAAUGCCAGGACAGGGUGACACAGUGCAAGUACAAGCGUAUUGGCUGCCCAUGGCAUGGCCCUUUCCAUGAGCUGACAGUGCAUGAAGCUGCAUGUGCUCACCCAACCAAGACAGGCAAUGAACUGAUGGAGAUCCUAGACGAGAUGGACCAGAGCCACCGCAAGGAGAUGCAGCUCUACAACAGCAUCUUCAGCCUGCUCAGCUUUGAGAAGAUUGGCUACACAGAGGUUCAGUUCCGGCCUUACCGCACUGACGACUUCAUCACGCGCCUGUACUAUGAGACGCCCCGGUUCACAGUGCUGAACCAGACGUGGGUCCUGAAGGCCCGCGUGAAUGACUCGGAGCGCAACCCCAACCUGUCGUGCAAGCGCACGCUCUCCUUCCAGCUGCUCCUCAAGAGCAAGGUCACGGCGCCCCUGGAGUGCUCUUUCCUUCUGCUCAAGGGCCCCUACGACGACGUGAGGAUCAGCCCCGUCAUCUACCACUUCGUCUUCACCAACGAGAGCAACGAGACGGACUACGUGCCGCUGCCCAUCAUCGACUCGGUGGAGUGCAACAAGCUGCUGGCCGCCAAGAACAUUAACCUGCGGCUCUUCCUGUUCCAGAUACAGAAGUAGGACGGGCCCGGGACACCUGAGGAGCAGAGGGCUGCAGUCCAGUAGUGCUGUCCCACCCCUCCCCAGCUUGGCAGCAGCUUCACACAGCUAUCUGAUCAUUUUAGCAAAGGAGGCGAACCAAGAAAAUCUAACACUGAGAAAGUCUGCAUGCGUGUGCAACGGGGUCCCUGCCUCUGGCUCACCUUCCUCCCCAUUGCCUCCCACCUCCUGCAGGCAGCCAGAGGCUGGGCUGACCACAGUGGAAACAGUACUCUGGGCUCCUCAGGUACAGGUGGUGAGGAGGGCAAGGAGCCAACCACCCUCACCCCAGCUCCCAUCCUCACAUGGAGGUGGCACGGUGGUUCCCUGGCCGGGCUCAGGGGCCCUGGCUGACUUCAGACAGCAUAUUUGAUUGCAAUUAAAAAGGCAGCCUUGUUUCCUA
This is a messenger RNA of Peromyscus maniculatus bairdii (prairie deer mouse), 1849 nucleotides long. RefSeq names its product transmembrane protein 276 (gene Tmem276). The record is from RefSeq and is a predicted model, not a curated record. Lineage: Eukaryota; Metazoa; Chordata; Mammalia; Rodentia; Cricetidae.